Molecule: messenger RNA, 2850 nt
Organism: Acanthopagrus latus (yellowfin seabream)
Lineage: Eukaryota; Metazoa; Chordata; Actinopteri; Spariformes; Sparidae
Gene: p3h3
Product: prolyl 3-hydroxylase 3
Exons: 16
Coding region: 332-2536 (734 amino acids)
Biological process (GO): collagen metabolic process
Cellular component (GO): endoplasmic reticulum
Molecular function (GO): iron ion binding; L-ascorbic acid binding; procollagen-proline 3-dioxygenase activity
Source: RefSeq, a predicted model, not a curated record
CAUAUUUACGGUAACAUCGGUUGAACACAACCAACGGCUUCCUCUCGUGGAGACAUCGAGGUACUGCAAGCUAACUUGCUGGAUAACACAGCCCGUUAAAUACACAGGCUUGCAAUAACUACUUCAAAACAACACAUCUAGCUACAUUUAGCUUGAUUUAAUUGAUCAGAAACAACCCGUUGGAGAUGUUAAGGAGGUGCAGUUGUGAGUACAUCAUGUCGAAUGAAACGACAGCGCAUACUCUCCUUAAACUUUCCUCCUCCGUUCCCUAAAUAGUCCCUCCUCCUCCUCCCACAGCCCCGUCUCCUCCACACGGUUUGUUCCUCGGACCAUGGCGCUACAGGCUGACUACUCCACUGUAUACGUGGCGUUUUAUUUUGUUUUUAUAACAUCACUUAAUUUUACCUCAGCAACCCCGGGUAGUGGCAGCUCUACUGUUCUGUCCCUGCUGCAGCCGUAUGACUUCUUGUACUACAGCGGAGUACGUGCAUAUUUUGGUGGGGAGUGGGCGAAGUCUGCGGAGCUGCUGGAGAAAUCCAUCCUGACCAAGGAAUCACUGUUGAGAGUCCGCAGACAGUGUCACGAUGACUGUGUGGCGGCAGGGAGAGAAGCGCUCAAUAAACUGGACUCUGAAAAGGAUCACCUGUGGGACCUCUGGGCCUUGGACUGGGUGCAGCAGAAGGCUGAAUGUUUGAGGUUCUGUGUCGGACGCUCCGUCACACCUGCAGGACAGCUCCCUGUUUCCUCGGACAUAGAUUAUGAAUUCAGCAGUCGCAACCCUUACAACUUUCUGCAGGUCACAUACUACAAGUUGGAAAAGUUGCAGAAGGCGGCAUCAGCAGCUCACACCUACUUUGUUGCCAACCCCAGUCACCUGGAGAUGAGGAACAACAUUGAGAAGUACAGACGAAUGGAUGGGGUGACCGAGGAGGCCUUCCAGGACCGAGAGAUUGAGAAUGAGAAACACUGGAUCCUGUAUGAUUCUGCAGUUCAGUCCGAGGCCUCUUCUGACUGGGUGCAGGCGGCAGAGAAGUGGAAAGUGUGUGUGAAUCAAACUCUGCAGCAGACAGAUGAGUGCAGGGUGCAAUGUGAGGUGGCCUCCCAACGGCUGCCCGAUGACAGGGGAGUGGACACUGUUGACGGUGCUUAUGAGAAGGCUGCAGCUCUUUCCCUCUCACUGCUCGCAUGCCGACAGUCCUGUGUGACCGAGGUAGCCACAAGACCCGGAAGGAUUUCUGCUCAGGAGGACUUCCUGCCCUCACAGCUGGAGCAUCUGCAUAUUGCACAGUUUAAAGCUGGCGAUAUUAAAGGAGCAGUGCAGACUCUUCGCUCUCUUCUCCUGUUCUACCCCUCUGACAGGGACUCCUUAGACAACCUGCAGCUCUACUCUGAGACACUAGGAGGAGACACAGAGUCACAGGGCACACAGCCAGCUCAGGAGAUUGUCAGAUACUUCAGUCGCUCCUUGCAGGAGAAGAAACUGCUGUAUUUUGGCAUGGAGAACUUUGACUUCACUUUCAUUGAUCCAGAUCUCUGGACUCCAGAGGAUGUUGUACCUGAAUCGCUGAGGGAUAUCUGGAGAGCUGAAAAAGAGAAAAUGAAUGAGAAAAUGAAAGAGGGAGAGAAACAGGAGGAAGUGGACGACAGUGGAUUCUUUUCAGGUGGUCCAGUCCCUCAGGUGGGUGUGACCAUCACCAUGGACGACGAGCUUCUGAACGGGACCAAUCGUGUCGUGCUCGACGGAGUCAUGACUGAGAAGGAGUGUGACAGAAUACUGCAGUUAGCGGCAGCUGCAGGAACUGUCGGCGAUGGUUACCGGGGACGACGGUCUCCACACACACCUCAUGAGACGUUUGAGGGUCUGACAGUUCUCAGGGCCGUCAAGUUGGCUCAGGAGGGCCUGGUGAACCAAUCAGAUGCCAAGCUGUUACAUGAGCUGGGCGAGAGAGCGACCGUCCUGCUGCACUCCUACUUCAGGAGCCCCUCAGGACUCUUCAUGUCUUUCUCACACCUGGUCUGCCGCAGCGCUGUCACAGGUGACCAGGAGGGCAGGCUGGAUCUGUCUCACCCUGUCCAUGUUGACAACUGUCUUCUCGAGCCAGAGACCAAGCAGUGCUGGAGGGAACCACCAGCAUUCAUACACAGAGACCUCAGUGCCAUUCUCUACCUAAAUGACAACUUCGAUGGAGGAGAGUUGUUCUUCACUAACAGGGACGCUAAGACAGUAACAGCCAGAGUAAAACCCAGCUGUGGUCGACUGGUGGGUUUCUCCUCAGGUCCAGUAAAUCCACACGGUGUUACCGCAGUGACCAGUGGCCGGCGGUGCGCACUGGCCCUCUGGUUCACGAAGGAGAAGCUCUACAGGGACAUGGAGCGAGAGGAGGCAGAGGCCGUGUGGGCAGCAGACGGACAGAGUGUGGUGAAAAAGGACAAGGAGGAGGCCAAGGGCACCGCCGGACGGAACGCCCGGAGCCAAGCGCCGAAGCAGAGGAGCCAAGGGAGAGGCAGGGUGACGGGCGGCAGAGAUGAGCUGUGAGAGCCAGAACAAACAUGAUAGACUGAACCAACCAAACGGGAAUACAUAUAUUCUCAGUUCGCCAUCCCAUCACAGGACCACGGACACCUUUCUGUUCAGAUUUCUCAGUUUUAUCCACACAUUCAGUUUUCCUCUUGCUGCGUAUUUAUGUACAGCCGCUUUCUUGUUUGUAUGUUGUGUUUUUACUGUAUAUGAGGACGAUAAAUGAAGGAAAGAUGGUUCUUUCCUGCCUAUAAUGUCAAUCUGUACUUCUGUGCGUUCUGUGUGAAAAUUAAGAGAUUAAAAGUCGAAUUAAAUGCGACUCUUUCCCAGUG